Molecule: messenger RNA, 481 nt
Organism: Notothenia coriiceps (black rockcod)
Lineage: Eukaryota; Metazoa; Chordata; Actinopteri; Perciformes; Nototheniidae
Product: vesicle transport protein GOT1A-like
Exons: 3
Biological process (GO): endoplasmic reticulum to Golgi vesicle-mediated transport; retrograde transport, endosome to Golgi
Cellular component (GO): membrane; endoplasmic reticulum
Source: RefSeq, a predicted model, not a curated record
AUUCUUUUUCUGAGUGGCUUGGCUCUCAUCAUCGGCUUCAGGAGGACAACCCACUUCUUCUUCCAAAGACAGAAGUUUCGGGGUUCUUUCUUCUUCCUUGGAGGUGUGACUCUGGUGCUGUGCCGUUGGGCAAUCUUUGGAAUGCUGGUGGAGAGUUAUGGCUUUGUGCUUUUAUUUAGGUCCUUCUUCCCUAUGGCACUGGGAUUCCUGCUGUCAGCUGUGAACAUCCCCUUCCUAAGUGCAUAUUUCUCCAGCAGCCCUUCCAUGGUGUGAUCAGAAGAACAUGAUGCAGCAGGAGGAAAGCCAGAAGUCUUUAGACAUUACAGCACCGACUGAGGGCAAAAACAGCUGCUUGGAAACUACACAAACGUAUUAUUUGAAAACAACUUUUUAAAUCAUGCUGUUGUACAGGAUGUUUUCCAUCUCCAUCAUUUAUCAUUUUAUUUAAUGUUGUUUAUAUUGUGUUGUUUGUUUCACUGAG